AGGGGCAAGGGAGAGUAAGUAGUUCUGUAUCAAAAUACGACCAACGGACACACUUCAAGCUGUCACUAACCUGACGAAUGACAAUGACGCUCGUGUGGUUGUUUUGUGCAUUUGCCUUGAUGGUUGGAGGGAUAUUGGGAUUUGACCACACAGACUGGCGUUUCGUAACAACCAGUUACAAAGGAGAGAAGGUCAAUGGGGUCGUAGGUCUCAAUCGGCGCAGUAUGUUGAUGAUACCCGAUCCAGUGGAUAAUCCAAGCAAAUGCAACCGAAGAACAAUUAACCAGCACGACUUUGAGAAGCGCUUGGUAGCCAUGAAGGAUCCAGUGACACGGGAAUGUCUGGUGAAGCGACUCGGGAAGAAGGAUACCUAUGAAUACAUGAAGAAGGCCCUGGAAAAUGGGAGUGAAUUUGUCCAGACGAUGGAGCAUUGGGAUGUUGCGAAGAAUCCACUGGCAAAAGAUAAAGUGAAGAGGAAAAUUGGAUCUUUCUUGGAUGACUUCUGUAGCGACUCCAAAGUCUUCAUGUUGAAACCACUUAAGCGAGCUAAGAAGGUAGUGAAACGUAGCUGGUGUAUUAUUUGUAGUUCGUGUCAAAAUGUAGGCUACCCAGCUGAUUACGCACAUAUGAACCAACAAUAAUUGCUAAUAAGAGUCAUACAGCGGAGCAUAGUAAAUAUUUUAAAAUCCUAGUGUGUGUAGCUGUUUAACAUAAUGAUGUGCAAUAAAAAAAAUAAUUCAAAAUCCA
Messenger RNA from Gigantopelta aegis, 747 nucleotides. RefSeq lists its product as uncharacterized. The record is from RefSeq and is a predicted model, not a curated record. NCBI's taxonomy places the organism in Eukaryota, Metazoa, Mollusca, Gastropoda, Neomphalida, Peltospiridae. The transcript is spliced from 7 exons. Bases 78 to 641 code for a protein of 187 amino acids.